Molecule: messenger RNA, 702 nt
Organism: Ostrea edulis (European flat oyster)
Lineage: Eukaryota; Metazoa; Mollusca; Bivalvia; Ostreida; Ostreidae
Exons: 5
Coding region: 1-702 (233 amino acids)
Source: RefSeq, a predicted model, not a curated record
AUGUCGGUUCUCUUGCAGAGGAACAAGAGCAUACACGUGCAAUCCAUAUAUAUCAGCAGUUGGUUCCCAAUUGAAGCUCAGGUAUCGAGUCCAGUUGUAAUUCCACAUCCUAUAGGGCAGAUCCCCGCGAAAGUUGAAGUGCAAGUGAAGGUUCAAGAGGGCGGAAAUGAUGUCAUUUUCCCCGCAUCAGGAUCGGCACAAAGAGAUGAUGAUAGUGACAAUGUGUAUGGUGGAGUGGUCUAUUUGUAUAACGAGCUUCAUGUUAAAGUGUUUGUCCCUUAUCGAGACGAGAACUCAUAUAAAGGGGUCAUGAUUUAUACAGGUGGUACUGCUUUUGCUGGUCCUUUUCAAGCCAACUAUGUGCGAGGUUUCGUUAGGAUUAAAGUUUGGGGGUUAUGUGAUUUACCACCGGCGAAUUUUACCAUAUCCGGAAGUCAUAGCAUUUCAAGAGCGGACAAUCACAAGUCUAUUACACAUGGACUCGGUAGAUAUCCAGAUUUUGUAGUUGUCCAGCUAAAAUUAUCCAAUGGCUAUAUUUCUGAGGCAGGAGGUGUUACAUUCAACUCAAUCUCUGAGACCUACCAGUCUAUUUGCGGAACCGUGUUCGCCUACAACGACCAGGAAAUCCGUCUGUGGACACUGUCCGCACCAACAGGUAUUGCCAGUCGUUUGUCUAAAUCCUCAAAUUCUGGACAUUUGUGA